GUUUAGUCUCAUUGACAAGCCCGGCGGGAUUUAAACUGCUUCCCACAGAGCCAUGCAUGACACAUUCCAUCCCGACGUUGGCUAUUAUAAUGGAAGACUCAGUAGUGUUGGCGGACCUGGUUUAUAUGGUUCAGUCCCAGUCACUCGUGGACAGAUAACUGGAUAUCUUGUGACGCCGGAUAGUCAGAAUAUCACCCUGGAUGGUCUUAGCGUUUUGAAGCACACAUUUUCCGAACAAGCUUUACCGGCAUACGUCAAGAAGUACAGCUCUGCAAUCGUAUGGGGAUACAGCACCGCGUUUUAUGACGCUCAUGUCUUCUAUCACAUAGAGGAACUAAAUGGAACAGUUCAUGAAGCUGCAUAUCUCGCGAGGGCUAUUGCUGGUUUGGUCGUGAAGAGCGACUUCGAAAGCACGUGGGACACGUACGCUGUGACUGAUGAUACGAACCUCUACCAGCUUGUCAUCGACCCAACCAAACAGACAAUUGACGCCUCCCUGCCCGGGUGUGCGUCGACGAACAAUAUCUCUUACACGUUCAACAUGACAACGGGUGGCGUCAUCGGGCAGUUUACGGACCUCGGAGGCGGUAGGACAACAUACUACGCGUUAAACGGGACGACGCUUGCACCAUUUAAUGGAAGUAUCGCUAACGGGACAGUCGCUGGUGCGUAUGUGGUGUAUGACGCACCGACGAGUUGAGGGGCGGCGCGAUAUUGUAACUGCGACGCAUCUCAGUCUGAUCUAGUAGCUGAUUGAGGAGUAGCACGGUAGGGGGGUCGUUAUUUGACUUGGAACCUUGGUGUUACCGUGGGUCUUAGGGUCGUACCACAUAGACAUAUCGCUGAAGACCUAUGUACCUGAGUAUUAAUUAGUACUCGGUACCUGCCCUGUUUCUAUACAUUGUUUCUGCAACAUUGUGACGAUGGAGCCAUGAAUCACAGAAGUACAGAUCGGACCGAGCUCGGCACAAGUGCGCUCAAAAAGCGAACAGCACAGACUUCCAUGGUCU
Pisolithus orientalis is the source of this 1010-nucleotide messenger RNA. RefSeq lists its product as uncharacterized. NCBI's taxonomy places the organism in Eukaryota, Fungi, Basidiomycota, Agaricomycetes, Boletales, Pisolithaceae. The record is from RefSeq and is a predicted model, not a curated record. The transcript has 3 exons. Bases 53 to 700 code for a protein of 215 amino acids.